This is a messenger RNA of Acanthocheilonema viteae, 801 nucleotides long. Lineage: Eukaryota; Metazoa; Nematoda; Chromadorea; Rhabditida; Onchocercidae. The record is from the annotation of a GenBank genome assembly.
AUGGUGAGUAAUGGUCCAUACCAUCCAUACAAUAUUUUCGGACCACAACCAUCGUUUACAUAUUCAUCGACAUCCGUAUUUCCUGGAUAUUUAAAUCCAUCGUCAACUAAUCCUACAACAAGCGAUCAAAAUCGUAAAGCAACAGGACGACGUGAACGAACAACAUUUAAUCCUAUGCAACUCUCUUACUUAGAAUCCGUAUUUAAGCAAACUCACUAUCCGGAUGUUUAUUAUCGUGAACAAAUUGCAGAAAAAAUCGGACUUCAAGAAUCUCGAAUUCAAGUGUGGUUCAAAAAUCGCCGAGCAAAAGAUCGGCAACAAAAACGAAUGAUGCAAGUGCGACAUAAUCAUGAUCGAUGUAGCAAUCAUACAGAAACACCUCCACCAGAGCCUAAUAAAGGUGAAUCGAAUGCGCAGAAAAGUAUUUCACCGCUUGUAAUUCCAGGUAGUGCAGAAUUUAACCUGAAAACUGGAAGUAGUUCGGGAAAUACCAUGAAGGAGGAAUAUCAAUUGAAAGCGGUUUGUCCAACACAUCCAGCAAAUUUAGCUGGUUGGUCGUCAGCGUAUUCAUUAGGCGCACAACCUGCAGCUGCAUACAUGCCUGGUGCAAGUCAUACGCAUGCCGCAUGCGGAUUUAAUUUAAGCGGUACCGGCGCACCUCCCUAUUAUCCGUAUCAGAGUGAUAUUUAUAAUCCGUAUGCUCAAAGUAAUGCUGCUGCUGCUGCUGCUGCUGCCGCAACUUAUUCAUAUCCUCAAAUGUUUAAUUCACUCAAUAAUGAUUUACAAAGGCCCGGCAAUUGA